UGUAGGUGUGGCCCUUAAGGAGCUCUAUUUUGCUUGUCUAUCACGAUGGCACUAGUAGGGAUGUUGCCGAUCUCAGGGUCUAGACGGGGCGUAAGAUGGAAAAGAGGUCGCACAAAAACACAGCAGCACUCCAUUGCUUCUUCGUUAACCCAACUGCGACAGUGCUACUAGCCAACCAAAAUGUAUCGUGCCCUCAACUAUUCGAAUCAAUCCCGCUCAUCUCCGUAUAUGUGACCUACAGCAUUGGGCAUAGACACCAUUCGUAACUCCAGCACUGUUUACGGUACCCGCGGAGUGGCAGGCUGCGAAUUUUGCUUCAGUUCCAACGACCGCACCUUGCUAAUAAUCAAGCUCGCUGCUACAUACAGAGCAUCAACGACUACUAACAGUAAAACACUGGCUUCCGUCCGCUCAUCACUCGCGAUGUACGACUCGGACGACCCCAUCUCAACAAGUGCCUCCUCGGCAUGUAGCGUGUCCCGGCCCUCUUCGUCGUCCUCGGCUCCAUUCACGGAUUCAUCGAAAGCACCUACGGCUGCUGGCGCGCCCUCAACUCGGCUGUUCGAGAUUCGCGAGACUCCAAACGCUGGCCGCGCCGUCUUCGCGGUCCAAGACAUUCUGGAGGGGGCGGUGUUGUGGCGUUCAGAUGACCUGACGCUGUCGGUCCUGCUCCGCGAGUACCGCCGUGAGGUCUGCGGUCAAUGCUUCAGCUAUGACUACGGCCGAGACCUUCCCGUACGUGACCAAGUUGUGGGAUUUGCUUUCUGCUCAGAGAAAUGCCGUGAGACGUGGAUGGAGUGUAAUGGGCAUAUCGGCGUGGAGGCCUGGACUGCUGUCGAGACAUUUGUAAAGAAGAAAAGUAAGGAGGACAGUGUGAUGGUUAGGGCGGAUCCAUCACGACCGAGCAGGAAGGAUAUCGCACACGCAUGGGCAGGUGUGGAGGCGCAGGCAGAAAUGAUACGGGCAGCGCGGCAGGCGGAGCGGCCUAAGCUCGAGCAAUGUAUUGAGUAUGGGAAUGUGCAGUUGACGAAGCAGCAUCGGAAAGCAGUCUCGAAAGCGCUGCAACAACGAAUAUCGCCCGACAUCAUGGGCUUUAUCGUUGGUGGUGUUGUGUGCCGCUACAACAAGCCGCACGAUUGGGAGAAAGUGCUCGCCCUUGCUGAGGACAAGACGCCUUACCAUAGCGCCGACGAUCUUCAGGCCUUUACUCGGUCAUAUCUUCAUCUGGUUGCCAUUCUUCCUUUGCAGCUUCUACCACUGGUCACGGUCGAAACCAUCUUCCUUCUCAGCUCACGAGACAGCCACAAUUCCUUCGGCAUUCGGUCGCUCGAAGACGAGGGUUCGGAAUUUUUUGGGUACGGAUGUUGGCCGGCAUCGAGUUAUUUCAACCAUUCAUGUGUGCCAAACGUUGAGAGAACUCGUCGGGGGCGAGUAUGGUACUUCACAGCUACAAGUCACAUCAAGAGCGGCGAGGAGCUUAACAUCACGUAUCUGGGUGGAGAGGGGCGGACCCUGAGUCGAGAACGCAGAAUGCAGACAUUGAAGGAAACCUGGGGUUUCGAAUGCGCGUGUAAGGGAUGCGAGGCUUUGUAGCUGGGGCAGGCGGCCUGACAGGGUAGUCAGUCCAAGCAGUAUCCGAUGUAACAAAGGCUGGCUGCCACACGCGAUGCAGAAGACAUGUAGGGGCAAUUGCUACAAUGGGCUGAGGCAUCUGCAGCGUUCCCAUGGCUCAUGUUGGGAUGGCUCACGUUUGGAGGAUUCUGUACCCAUUCAUAAACC
Boeremia exigua is the source of this 1779-nucleotide messenger RNA. RefSeq lists its product as uncharacterized. The record is from RefSeq and is a predicted model, not a curated record. Gene Ontology annotation, molecular function: protein binding. The transcript has a single exon. Lineage: Eukaryota; Fungi; Ascomycota; Dothideomycetes; Pleosporales; Didymellaceae. Bases 424 to 1593 code for a protein of 389 amino acids. Gene Ontology annotation, cellular component: nucleus.